Messenger RNA from Puntigrus tetrazona (Sumatra barb), 3392 nucleotides. RefSeq names its product plexin domain containing 2a (gene plxdc2a). The record is from RefSeq and is a predicted model, not a curated record. Lineage: Eukaryota; Metazoa; Chordata; Actinopteri; Cypriniformes; Cyprinidae. Bases 1013 to 2782 code for a protein of 589 amino acids. The transcript is spliced from 13 exons.
GGGAAACCAGCUCUUUAAAAUGUACUUUAUGCUGAAAUAUUAUAAUUAAACACUAAUGCAAUAUUUUAUUAUAUGACACUAUAUAACAUGACUGCUCUCAAAAUUUACUUUAGGUAAAUUAAAUGAACUUUCUGGUGUACAGGAAAUGGGUUUUAUCUUCAAUAGAAGGUAUUCACCUUUACACUUCCUUUAUUUCCAUUUUACAAAAAUAAAAUCUCAGCAAACAGAGGUUCACAUUGGAUUUAAACCGCUUUAUUGAACCCCUACAUCUUGAGUUGACCCUCCAUCAUUCAGGAGAGGACUGUCUGACUUUUCCAAACCAAAGGGUCAGUGAAUCCUCUCAGCUCUAUGAGACAUGUCACACUCCCCUAAUCCACUCAUUUCUCACAGGAACCAGUUUCCUAUGGGUCAGCCAAUGCUCUCGAUCGCUGCCUUUCAAACGAGCGCAGACACUCACACAAGUACGCCUACAAGCAAGGAUAAAAUAUCAUUUAAGUGCUCAGAUGAAUCAAAAUGAAAGGUGGAAGUUGAUUUUCAUGUCUCUAAUGUCUGUUAAACUACUUUAAGGUUUGCUAAACCACUGUUUAAUAUGGCUCUGAUUAUGCUGACGCAAAGUCUGCUGUUAAUGUUCAGGAAACAUGCUCGACUCCGACAUGUUAUUCUCAGUGUGGUUUAAAUACCUUUUCCAAAAGGAGGGGGAAAAAAACAUUACAUUUAAGAUUUCUGUACUUCGUGUUCUUUAAAAUUCCUCUCUGAGGUAUGGCAGUGUGCUUUCUUCAAGUACUCUACAUUAAGUAGUACACUAGAAUAAUGUUAGAAUAUGUUUGUCGUCUAAAUGAGGUCUGCACAUUUAUAUGUUCAUCAGCCAACAAAUUUCAUCGUUUUUUUUUUUUUUUUUUUUUUUUUUUUUCAGUGAGAGCGGUGGAAAAUAUUAUUUUAUUGUAAACUCUCGCGAACUCCUCACCGGCACGUCACUGGACAGUCUCGCGUGGGUGUGUUUGGAGCACGUAUUAUGCGCCCCUUUCGCGUGCAGUUCAACUUUUCUGGCUUCUCCCUUCAUUUAGAUGUACAAAGAAGACACAUUAAAUAUAGGCUAGUUAUGGCACUGCCGGCAAGACCGCAUGUUUUCUUAGGAAUUUUUGCAGUUAUUCAGAUUAAAUUUACCUUACAGGAAUUGCCAUCCAGUGAGAUCUCCUGCUUUACCUUUGAAGCACUCUCCAAGCAAGAGAGUGCUGGUGUUAACCUCAGGCUUUACAACAAAAGAUGGAGAAGAUGGACACUCUCAUCCAAACCAGUGGACAAGAUCAGUCAGAACCAUGAUCUGGAACACUAUAAAGAGCACAGCAAAUUGUCUUCAGAACGCUUUCCAGAAGUUGUGACUAAUGAGACUCACAAUAAAUUAUCCAUUAAGAGAGAUAUGGGCCAUAUCUACUACACUUCCAAAUUCUAUGGGCCCACAGAUGCAGACAAGGAUUUGUGGGUAAAUAUUGAGAAAAUGGAGAUAGGAAGAGUUCAUGGGAUCCUCUCCAACACACAUCAGCAAACUUUGAGAGUAAAUCUAUCCUUCCAUUUCCCUUUCUACGGACAUUCAUUAAGGGAAAUUCAUGUAGCUACGGGAGGUUUCAUCUACACUGGAGAUGUUAUCCACAGAAUGCUGACUGCUACUCAGUACAUCGCUCCUCUCAUGGCUAAUUUUGACCUGAGCAUCUCACAGAAUUCCACAGUGAUUUAUUGUGAUAAUGGCACAGCUCUAGUUGUGCAGUGGGACCGCGUGUAUCUCCACGAUGCGUCUCAUCUCGGCAGUUUUACCUUCCAAACAGCUUUACACAAGGAUGGCAGAAUCACCUUUGCAUAUAAAGAGGUUCCCGUUGACAUUAGCAAAAUCAACUCAGCGAAUCAUCCUGUAAAAGUCGGGCUGUCUGAUGCAUUUGUGGUUCUUCAUAAGAUUGAACAGCUUCCAAAUGUUAGAAGAAGAACAAUAUAUGAAUAUCAUCGAGUAGAGCUCUUAAAAUCCAAGAUCACAAAUGUCAGUGCUGUUGAGAUGCUUCCUCUACCAACCUGCCUUCAGUUCUCCAGCUGUGAGACGUGUGUUACGGCUCAGAUCGGCUUCAGCUGUAGCUGGUGCAGUCGUCUGCGGAGAUGUUCCAGUGGUUUUGACCAGUAUCGUCAAGACUGGGUUGACAGUGGGUGCUUAACUGAGACAAAGAGCCAGAGCUGUGACAGAAAGCAGCCUUUCGUGAGAAGCAGCACUCCAGCGGUGCAGACAGGAGUGACGGAAGUGUCUAGAACUACAACAACAUCACCCACAUCAGCCUCGUCAGUCACCCCCAAACUCACCAGCACACCCUUAUUUAUGAGAAACCUUCCCACCAGCAUCCUCACUGACGACUCUCAGAAUCAGAUGGACAUUAUAGAGAAGCAAACAGAGGAGCAGAUGCAGACUGGCCUGCUCAUUGGCAUCCUCAUCACUAUGGUCCUCAUGGUGGUUGCAGUGUUGGCUACUAUAUACAUGUACUAUCAUCCCACCUCCAGCGCCAGUCUCUUCUUCAUAGAGAGACGACCAGCACACUGGCCUGCCAUGAAAUUUCGACGGGGUUCAGGACACCCGACGUACGCAGAGGUAGAGGCCAUGGGACAGGAUAAAGAAGGAUUCAUUGCGGUAGACCCUAGAGACAGUUUUCUUGUGUCAGACAGGAGAGAGAGCUUGUUUCUGACAGACCAGAGAGAUGGAUUUAUUGUGGCUGACCAAAGAGAACGUUUCCUUAUCAUGGAACGCCGCUAAACUGAAUUUGUGGUUUAUGAAUUAAGCUCCUCUGUUUUUGAGAGGAAGCUGCACUGGAUGCUGGGAUGAAUGUGCUAUUUGUUUGACCUCAUGACAGCGAGCACCUCAAACGUGAGCGAUCUACUGCACCGUCACACCAAAGUGCAAAUGUAAACAGUGUGGACACCGAAAUGUUUUUUUCCAACCCAGUGAAGCCAGUGGAAUUGCAGCGCUCAGGGAAAACCUUCACGUCUGAGCUUUUAUUUCAUUUCUCUCCAGAGGCCCCUUUAAAGCAGGGUCUGAUUAUGCUCCUCAGAGUCCCCUUAUUGGUAUCUCUCUUUUAACCAGAUGGGUCAUUAAAGCCUGUGUAUUGCGAACACCUCUCAGAACGUCCUGUGUAAAACAGGGAAGCCUGAAUUAUAUGUUAUAUGAAAUAUUCUCGGUUCAAAUAUUUUGCAGUGUUACAACUUAAGAGAUACAACUUAAGAGUUAUUCUACACACACACACACACACACACACUAUACAUAUAGCACUACUUAAACACACAUCCAACGCAAUCUCAUGAAUUGCAAUAGUAUAUGUUUCAUGUGAAUAUGCCUCAGUUAAUGUCCUUAUAAAACCUGUGCUUUG